AUUUGGCUGAAGUCAAGAAGAGAAAGGAAGUUUUUAAGGCUAUCGUUGGGAUCUGAAGGAAGGAGAACAGUAGCUGAAGAAGAACUGGGCAAAGCCCAUUUCUUGAACAGACAAUUCUCAGUUGAAAAUGGGAAAGAGGAGGGCGGGAGGCGAAGGAACCAGUCGUAACGUGCGGCAGAGAGGUGAUAAUCUGGAAUGUGAUAUUCAUCAAAGUGGUAGUAUUGAUAUUAGAGAGAAUGGAAGGGCUGAAAGUAAUUCAGCCAGAAUGAGGACGGGAGCAAGACAUGAUGCAGCAGAUGCUUGCAGCAGUGCGAAUGUAGAAAACUUGCAGUCUGAACAAGUUGUUAGAGCAGCCAUUUCACGAUCACCAUAUAGCACUAGAAGCUCGACGCAUAUGGUGAAAGAAAUAAUUGACAAGCUCACGCCAGAACAAGAGAAUGCAAUUAAGGAUCUAGGUUUUGCACCGAUUCUAAAGAUACUAGCUUUCAAUCUAGAUAACGAUUACUGUUCUUGGUUGGUGGACCAUUUCAAUGCAGAGCAGAGGACAUUGAAUGUCCAUGGUAGAAGUUUGAAGGUGACUCCUAAGCAUGUUGGGUAUGUAACGGGAUUGAAUAGUGGAGGCUUGGAUGUAGCUGCUUUAGAAAGUGAAUUGUCUUUGGAUGAUAAUUUACUGACUGAAUUUAACAUUCAGUUGGAUAAUGGUGGUGAGAUAGGCUUGGCCAGACUGAGAACUAGUCUAAUGAAGACCAACAGCAGCGGGACAGACUUCAAAGUUAAGCUUGUGCUGUUUUUGCUCUGUAGACUCUUAUGCCCUAGGACGAAGUUUGCUAUAAGGAAGAGCUUGCUUGCAGUAGUUGCCAAGGUGGACAAUUUGAAGAACAUGAACUGGUCUAAAUACAUCCUUGACCACCUGAUUGACUCUCUUUGCGAUCAGAGGCAAAGAAAUCAGUUCGAGUUUGUUGGGUGCAUUGUUGUUUUGAUGAUCUUAUACUUUGAGCAUUUUUGCAUCCAUGGUGACGCAUAUACAGCACUUUGUAAUCGGCACAUUCCACGCAUUGAAGACUGGGAUGAAGAGGUGUUGAAGAGGAAGGUUGAUCAGCUAAAGGUUAUGGGGGUUUUCAAUGGUGCACAGGUCGAUGCCAUGUUUGAAGAUCAUUCUGUUGGUGAGGAGAGACGUCUUGAGGAUGGGAUAGAGAAGAUUGAAAGUAGGCUUCAAAGUAUUGAAGAUGCUAUGAGGGAUCUGAAAGGACAGGUUGAGCAAUUUCAUCAGAUGGUGACCAGAUUGGUUGAGAUGAUGGAGGUCAACCAAAAAAUGGUCCUUCAGGAGAUGAGAAGAAUCAAUGCCAAGUCCUCAAUCGUCUGUGAGAGUUGUGGUAUGAAUGGUGAUGGUCUUCAUAAUGUUGGGGACUGUGCAAUAUGUUUGAAUAGAAUGAUGCUCCAGGAAACUGCUCUUGUAAAAGGUUGCCAGCAUGCUUACUGUGUAACCUGCAUCCUCCGAUGGGCAUCCUACAAGGAGCAACCUACCUGCCCACUAUGCACGCGUCCGUUUGAAUUUCUUAUUACCCAUCGCUCUCCCGAUGGCAGAUAGUGGUGUCUAAAUGGAAAUUCUACUCUUAAAUGAGAAGAUAGUGGUAUCAGAAACGACAUUUCACAAAUGUGAUGAGCCCCUACGCAAACGGAUUAUUUUUAGCUUGCAUGUUUAUGCAGGAUCAGGUGAGUGCAUACAUUCCUAAUGCUUUUAUUCACUGUAGAUUUUGCAUUUGUCCAUCUUUAUAUCUUGUUUUUUGGUCUCUUUUAACAGCAUUCGCAGUUAUAUGUCUGAGGAGAGCGUGCGCCAUCUCCUUGAAUCCUCUUGGUUUAGUCCACCAGUUGAUGAUGAAGAAGAUUUAGAUGAGAUUAGCGUUGGUAGUUGAUUGAGUAUACGACUGGGGGACGCGUUGGCAGUUGAUUGAGCAUACGACUGGGAAACAGUGAAUAUUUUCAUGCAGGCCGAUCUCCUUAGCUCAGGAGGAAAAUUGCUGCAGGCUGUAAAAGAAACGGGAGCUGAAUGGUUAAAAGGCUCUUUAACGUGAAGCUGCUGAUAAGCUGUUGCCUCAUAGUUUGUUGUGAACUCUGUUGUACCUAUUUUGAAGGGAUGGAGUCCUUUGAUGUUUUUUUUCCCUAGUCUUUCUUUCAUCAAUUCUUUUAAAUUCUAAACAUGUCAAUACUGUGGGUUAUAUCUAAUUUAACUCUUUUUUUUUUCAA
This is a messenger RNA of Coffea arabica (coffee), 2244 nucleotides long. Lineage: Eukaryota; Viridiplantae; Streptophyta; Magnoliopsida; Gentianales; Rubiaceae. The record is from RefSeq and is a predicted model, not a curated record.